Sorghum bicolor (sorghum) is the source of this 2362-nucleotide messenger RNA. Its product is annotated as probable metal-nicotianamine transporter YSL3. The record is from RefSeq and is a predicted model, not a curated record. NCBI's taxonomy places the organism in Eukaryota, Viridiplantae, Streptophyta, Magnoliopsida, Poales, Poaceae. Gene Ontology annotation, cellular component: membrane. The coding region runs from base 105 to 2156 and encodes 683 amino acids. The transcript has 6 exons. Gene Ontology annotation, molecular function: oligopeptide transmembrane transporter activity.
CUCGUCAAGAAAUUCACUUCUUCCUCUAUCAGUAAUCAGAAACACUAGCAAUAUCAGAAGGAGAGCUUGCGCUCAACGGUUCCAGCCAGCAGUCAGGCCUCAUCAUGGAUGCCACAAUUGGAGAGUCGGCACCCUCUGUGGAGAGGGCAUUCGAGGGUCAGCCGUAUCCUGGUUUCUGGGGGCUGGUGACACUGCGAUCCAUGGCUGUCGCGGUGGUGUAUGCAUUCAUAUUUUCUAUGGUGUCACUAAGGAUCUACAUGAUCGUCGGGCUCGUAGGAGCAUUCAACAUGCCUUCAAAUAUCCUCUGCUUCGCCACCCUCAAGGGGCUCGUGUCCCUGCUGCGCCGCUGCGGUAUAGCUGCUGCCCCAUUCACCCGGCAGGAGAAUGUCUUCUUACAGACCAGUGUCAUCACAUGUGUUAAUGUGGCAGUCGCAAGUGGUUUUGCAACGUACCUUGUUGCAAUGACUUCUGACUUAGCAAAAUCUCUUAGUGACAAUCCAGACAAAGAAGACAUUAUUGAGGAUGUACCGAUGGGAAGAUAUGGGUUAUUAAUUUUCUUCACUGCCAUGUUGGGAAUAAUGGCAAUGAUACCCAUGAUAAAGGUCAUGAUCCUUGAUUACAGACUGCUAUUUCCAACCGGCUCAGUUGUGGCUCACCUUAUAAAUUGUUUCCACACACCACAAGGGGCAUUUGUAGCAAAGUUGCAGGUUCGUGCUUUACUGAAAGCAUUUCUCGGAAGCAUUUCUUGGUCUGUUUUCCAAUGGUUCUAUACUGGAGGUGAUAGUUGCGGAUUUCAGGUCUUCCCAACAUUUGGCCUAGAACUUUAUAAGCAUAGAUUCUAUUUCGAUUUCUCUGCGUCAUGGGUUGGUCUUGGUAUGAUUGUUCCACAUGUUGUAAACUUUGGGUUGGUUUUUGGGGGCCUCAUCUCUGGAGGAAUCAUAUAUCCUUACCUUCAAAGUAAAAGAGGGGAGUGGUAUUACACUGAAAAUCCAUCAUCUUUGAAUGGAAUUAACGGAUACAAGGUUUUCAUGGGCUUAACUAUGGUUGUCACCGAGGGAAUUUACAACUUCAUUACACUCAUGACAGUAUUGUUAACUGACUUUUACAAAAAAAGGCAAGAAAAUGAUUCAGGGAUGUCUAAGUAUAUCUUGAAACACCCUAGUCUUAGCUAUGAUGAUCGUAAAAGGCUUGAGAUUUUUCUUGGUAAUCAUAUCCCUGUUAUUGGAGGAGUAGUUGGAUACAUUGCAUUUGGGAUAAUAUGUUCAGUUAUUGCCCCUUGGAUCUUCCAUCAAAUUAAGUUCUAUCACGUAGCCACAUUAUUCAUCACCAUUUUUCCAGUGUUCUUCUUCAGCAAUACAUAUGUCACAGGACUCACAGAUUGGACAGUUUCACCAACUUAUUGCAAGGUCGUGCUUUUCAUUAUAGCAGCAUGGAUCGCCAAACCUGGUGCAAUUAUUGCUAGCCUUGCAGCUUGUGGUCUAGCAUUGAUAUCUCUUAAUGUUUCUUGUCAAGCAAUGCAAGACCUCAAAACAGGUUAUAUGACACUAACUUCUCCAAGAGUUGUUGUUGCAGGGCAUAUGUAUGGUGUACUAAUUGCUUCUAUUAUCAACCCACUCAUCUAUCUUUUCUUUAAAGCACAUGCGAAAAAAUCUGCCCCCCUUGGAACAAAGAAUUCAGUAUACCCAUGCCCCUCCGCAGCAGUGUAUCGUGGCAUUGCCUUGCUUAGUACCGGAGGAGUAAAUGAGCUACCUAAACAUUGUUUCACGUUUUGUUUCAUCACCAUCUUUGUAACAAUAGCUAUCGAAUCAAUUAGAUUGGUGUCGCAGCGAAAAGGUUGGAAAGUGCAACAUUACAUCCCGUGUAUGACAGCAAUAGCACUACCAUUCCUUGUUGGACCUACCUUCACCAUUGAUUUUGCUCUAGGUUCAAUAUUGUUAAUAAUCUGGACCAAGGUAAAUCGACAAAGUGCAGAAUUAUUGUCAUCAGCGGUUGCAGCAGGCUUAGUAUGUGGAGAUGGAAUAUGGUAUUUACCAUCAUCAGUAUUAGGCUUCUUCAAUGUGGAGCCUCCAAUCUGCAUGAGAUUCCUAGCAAGUGGAAAACCUGCAGAGAUGGCAGAUGCCUUCCUAAAUACUUUGGGGACACAAGGAAUGCCAUGAAGAACAUAAGCAUAUAUGUAUUUAUAUGGAUUAGUGGAAGUUAUUGUAAAGGUUCAUGAAUUAUUUUUUUACUAUGUAGUUUAAUUUUCCAAGUAAAAUGAUAGUUUUUGCAUAUUUAAAAGUGGCACAUAGUGGAUAUAUGAAUACAUGAUAUUGUCAUUUGAGUGCAAAUGAAGAAGUUUGCACACAAUAGCUAUAUGUAUAAC